AUGUUAGCUCACAACAACAUGACUAAAGAAAAGUCGAGCAGAGAGAGCGACUCGGACAGCAGUGACUCGGACUCGGACUCGGACUCUGAGGCGGAGGAGGAGACGCGGCCUCCCAUGGACGUGUUCAAGGCCAUUUUCUCCUGUUCCUCCGACGAGAAAUCUUCAUCCGAGAACGAGGAAGAAGAGAAGGAAGAACCGGAGCACAUCACACACAAUCUCUUCAACAUCGACAUCAGCGCUCUCCCCGCCCCUGCUGUAGCCACGCCCCCUAGUGCGCCAAUCAACCGGAACACGGGUAAAUGCAAAGAAAACCACACCACACCAAAUCCCCGACCAGAUGUUACUUACCCCAUUCACAUAAACCUCAAGUGA
Molecule: messenger RNA, 372 nt
Organism: Knipowitschia caucasica
Lineage: Eukaryota; Metazoa; Chordata; Actinopteri; Gobiiformes; Gobiidae
Source: the annotation of a GenBank genome assembly